CCCUCGGGGGGAGGCGUGCGCCGCUAUGAAUCCGCCGCCGGCAGGGGGCGCUGCGGCAGCCUCGGCUGCAGAGCCUCGCCUGCACCCGGAGGGGAGCAGCUGCAGCAGCUGCAGCAGCAGCAGCAUCAGCAGCAGCAGCAGCAGCAUCAGCAGCAGCAGCAGCAGCAGCAGCAGCAGCAGCAGCAGCAGCAGCAGAAAGCAGCAGCGAGCCCAGUCCCCGGGCCGCAGCCGGGACAGCCCCAGCCGGCAACCGGCCCCUCCCCCCUCGGCCAGGUCCCCGGUGGCCUCCGGAGCCAAGCUCGGCUCGCCCCGCCAGCCGCAGCCACCGAAAGCGGGCGGCGGACGAGGCGCGGCGGGGCCGGGGGAGAAGCCUCCUCCGGGAGGCCCUCCGGGAACUGUCCAGCCGGGGCCCGGUGCUGAAGCCGGGACGGACCCCGCCGGGGCCACCAAGCAGGGGCUGCGGGCCGGCGGAGGGGCUGGGGGAGGCCCGGGGGAGAGGGAGGGAGGCUUGCUGCAGCAGCAGGUGCAGCAGCAGGUGCAGCAGCAGCAGCAUCUGCAGCAUCUGCAGCAGCCGCCGCCGCCGCCCAAGGUCUGGAGAGCCAAAGCCGGGAGAACGCCGCAGAGGGGAGGAGGAGGGGAGGUGGUCGCCCCAGCCCCUUCCCCCUCCUCCCCUUCCUCCUCCUCCUCGUCGUCGUCGCCCUCCCCCGCGGGCAGAAGCGGCAGGACCCCCGGGCCCGGCCCCGCAGCGGGAGGCUACUGGCAGGAGGGAUGUCUGCAGUCUGAGCUCAUCCAGUUCCACCUCAAGAAGGGCCUGGCGGCCGCUCAGAUGCAAACCAAGAGCGGCAGCAGCUGCGGCGGCAGCGGCGCCUCCGCCUCCUCGGCCCCCGCCCCGGCCGCCUCCCCCAUGGAGCCCUCCGGGGCGGGACAGCCGCCGCCGCCGCCGCCGCAGGAGGAGGAGGAGAUGCGGGAGGAGAUGGAAAAGCUGCGAGAGGAGAACGAGACCCUCAAGAACGAAAUUGAUGAGUUGAGGACAGAGAUGGACGAGAUGAGGGACAGCUUCUUCGAGGAAGAUGCCUGCCAGCUGCAGGAGAUGCGGCACGAGCUGGAGCGGGCCAACAAGAACUGCCGGAUCCUGCAGUACCGCCUGCGCAAGGCCGAACGCAAGAGGCUGCGCUACGCCCAGACCGGGGAGAUCGACGGGGAGCUGCUGCGCAGCAUGGAGCAGGACCUCAAGGUCGCCAAGGACGUCUCGGUGAGACUCCACCAUGAACUAGAGAAUGUGGAAGAGAAACGAACCACCACAGAAGAUGAAAACGAGAAGCUCAGGCAACAGCUGAUAGAAGUGGAAAUUGCCAAGCAAGCUUUGCAGAACGAGCUGGAGAAAGUGAAAGAGUUAUCUUUGAAAAGAAGAGGGAGCAAAGAUUUACAAAAAUCUGAAAAGAAAUCACAGCAGACUCCCCCAGAGGAGGACAAUGAAGAUCUGAAAUGCCAGCUGCAGUUCGUCAAAGAGGAAGCGGCGUUGAUGAGGAAGAAGAUGGCGAAGAUCGAUAAGGAGAAGGACCGAUUUGAGCACGAGCUGCAGAAAUACAGGUCGUUCUACGGCGACCUGGACAGCCCUCUGCCCAAGGGGGAGGCCGGGGGGCCGCCGACGACGCGGGAGGCCGAGCUCAAGCUCCGGCUGAGGCUGGUGGAGGAGGAGGCCAACAUCCUGGGCCGGAAGAUCGUGGAGCUCGAGGUGGAGAACCGAGGCCUGAAGGCUGAGCUCGAUGACCUGCGAGGCGAUGACUUCUCGGGGUCGGUGAACCCGCUGAUGAGGGAGCAGAGCGAGUCCCUGUCGGAGCUGCGGCAGCACCUGCAGCUGGUGGAGGACGAGACGGAGCUGCUGCGACGCAACGUGGCCGACCUGGAGGAGCAGAACAAGCGGGUCACGGCCGAGCUGAACAAGUACAAGUUCAAGUCUGGGGCCCACGACAGCAACCGGCACCACGACGGCGCCAAGAUGGAGGCCCUGCAGGAGGAGCUGAAGGCCGCCCGCCUGCAGAUCAACGAGCUCAGCGGCAAGGUCAUGCAACUGCAGUACGAGAACCGGGUGCUCAUGUCCAACAUGCAGCGCUACGACCUCGCCUCCCACCUGGGCAUCCGGGGCAGCCCCAGGGACAGCGACGCCGAGAGCGACGCGGGCAAGAAGGAGAGCGACGACGACGCCCGCCCGCCCCAUCGCAAGCGCGAAGGCCCCAUCGGCGGCGAGAGCGACUCGGAGGAGGUGCGCAACAUCCGCUGCCUGACGCCCACCCGCUCCUUCUACCCAGCCCCCGCCACCUGGCCCAAGAACUUCACCGACCGGCAGCAGAUGAAAGACAUCCGCUCCGAAGCCGAGCGGUUGGGCAAGACCAUCGACCGGCUGAUCUCGGACACCAGCACCAUCAUCAGCGAGGCGCGCGUUUACGUGGCCAACGGGGACCUGUUCGGACUGAUGGAUGAGGAGGACGACGGCAGCAGGAUCCGGGAGCAUGAGCUUUUGUACCGGAUCAAUGCGCAGAUGAAGGCCUUCCGGAAAGAGCUCCAGACGUUCAUCGACAGGCUGGAGGUCCCCAAGUCGGCCGACGAUCGGGGGGCGGAAGAACCGCUGUCCGUCAGCCAGAUGUUCCAGCCUAUCAUUUUACUUAUCCUCAUCCUUGUAUUAUUUUCAUCCCUCUCUUAUACAACAAUAUUUAAACUUGUCUUCCUUUUUACACUGUUUUUUGUACUGUAAACCUUUCAUCAUUUCCUGUCUGUUGUAGUAUUAUUUUCAGUUUGUUUAUUUUGUUCACCCUCCAAGAUAAGAAGAGAAGUAGAGUUUCUGUAGUAUCCAAUGCUAUAAAAACACUGAAGACUGCUUGUUGAAAAAAAAACAACCCAAAAGCACAUCCCCACUUCCAGAAGCAACUGAACCGCUUAAGAAUCCUGUCCACCAGAUAUAUAUUUCAGGAGCAAGAUCUGACGAACUGGAACUUUUUUACUUCUACCCUACCUAGCUACAUGGUCCACUUUUCUUCGCCGCUCUAUGUACAGAUGGAUUGACAGAAUUUCCAAAGGAUUUCUCACCCCAAAGAAGCCGGAAGCCAAGCUGAGAGAGACUGGCUGAACCAAAGACUUCUGAAGGGGG
This is a messenger RNA of Ornithorhynchus anatinus (platypus), 3145 nucleotides long. It is a transcript of the gene MTCL3, whose product is annotated as SOGA family member 3. The transcript is spliced from 8 exons. Gene Ontology annotation, biological process: regulation of autophagy. NCBI's taxonomy places the organism in Eukaryota, Metazoa, Chordata, Mammalia, Monotremata, Ornithorhynchidae. The record is from RefSeq and is a predicted model, not a curated record. Bases 26 to 2752 code for a protein of 908 amino acids.